Messenger RNA from Exaiptasia diaphana, 1010 nucleotides. RefSeq lists its product as uncharacterized. The transcript is spliced from 6 exons. The coding region runs from base 85 to 882 and encodes 265 amino acids. Lineage: Eukaryota; Metazoa; Cnidaria; Anthozoa; Actiniaria; Aiptasiidae. The record is from RefSeq and is a predicted model, not a curated record. Gene Ontology annotation, molecular function: protein binding; calcium ion binding.
UAUAGACCCAUAUAUAUUUGUUGGUGUUUAAGCGUAUGAAGGCAAUAGGCUAUCGAGGAAAUCGCUGUUAACAUCACUCAAAAAAUGAUGCUCGAUUCAAAACUUCUCGUCAUAUUUUUCUUAUUGAUACAAUCAAACCCCGCCAUAUCGACCGAAGAUGAGGGAUAUCAAUCCUCUCUCAUUCUAACAACCGAUGACUACAUGCUUCUUGGCCAAACCAUCGACAAAAAGAAAGCUACUGAUGUUUUUGAUUGUGCUCUCUGUCUUGUUGGUGACCGCUGCAAGUCGUUCAACUUCAAUGUAGCGACUGGUGAUUGUCAUUUGAACGGGAAAAGGGCAAAGCGCAACGAGCUUGUUCCAAUGUACGGGUUCAUUUACGGAGAAAAGAAUCCGUGCGAGGCCAAGCCAUGCCAAAACGGCGGUGAAUGUAGCUUACAGAACGACAGACAAGACUAUAAAUGCAAGUGCAGGAAUGGAUUCAGUGGAAAACGUUGCCAAAAAGGGAGACGUAGUCUAACAAUAGUGAAGUAUGUGAUCACAGUCUACACAGGCAAUAAGUGGGGUACUGGAACUGAUGCUACUGUAUGGAUUGCCGUGACCGGUAAACAGAUGAGCCAAACACUGACAACCACUGAAUUCAAUUUGCCAGGAAAGUUUGAGAAAAGAGACGUCGAGCCAUUUAAUUUGCAGUUUGCCAACAUGAAUCCCAUCACUGAAUUGAAAGUUCGCACUCGCAAAAACGGUCCGUUGGAUGAUUGGUAUUUAAACAAGAUAUCUGUCGACAAUACCCAUCAAAAGGUUAGAACGACAUUUACUUGCAAUUGCUGGAUAAAACCCACAGAUUCCAAGACGAUGUCCUCACCAACGAUUGAAAACUACUAGACAACAUAGAUAAAUAUCUUGACGGUUCUACACGUCAAAAUUUGAAAAUGUCUAAGCAUUAUAAGACGAUUAAGUCGACAGUAGCAAUAGACUGAAAUUUGAAAAUGCCUUUCUUAUAAUUAAGAAAG